Molecule: messenger RNA, 4256 nt
Organism: Dermatophagoides farinae (American house dust mite)
Lineage: Eukaryota; Metazoa; Arthropoda; Arachnida; Sarcoptiformes; Pyroglyphidae
Gene: Herc4
Product: HECT and RLD domain containing E3 ubiquitin ligase 4
Biological process (GO): protein ubiquitination; ubiquitin-dependent protein catabolic process
Cellular component (GO): cytoplasm
Molecular function (GO): ubiquitin protein ligase activity
Source: RefSeq, a predicted model, not a curated record
UUUAAAACGCACAUCGUUUUCGAUCUCUAAAUUUUAAGCAGAUUUAAAAAUAUAUAUUCGUUAUAUCGUUAUUAUAUUUGUCUUCAUUGUCUGUGUAUUUGUUCUGUUGUUGUAUAAAAUCAUUCAAACAGUUGCAAUUUAUAUUUAUCAAUGUAAAUGUCGAACUGUCGACAUCAUCAACAUAAACAGUGAUCAUAUAUGGCCUGUCAUCAAUAAUAUUAUUAUUAUUACUUUAAUUUGAUUUAAAUUGAUCAUUAUCAUCGUCAAAAUGAUAAAAGUUUAUUGUUUUGGUAAUACCGAAAAUGGUGAACUUGGCCUCGGUGCUAUUGAAGAUGAACAUAUUUUGACACCACGAAAACAACGUUUACCAUAUGAUCGACGUAAAUAUACUCUAGUACAAUUAAGUUCUGGUCGAAAUCAUACAUUGUUAUUGUUGAAAAAUAUUCAACUUGAUCAAAAUGUCGUUUUCAGUUGUGGUUCCAAUGAUCGACUACAAUUAGGUCGUAAUGGAUCAUGGAAAAAAUUAGAACAACUUGAUGGCCUUAUUCAUCAUAAUAUUGUUAAAAUAUCAUGUGGUUCGAAUCAUUGUCUUGUAUUAUCCGAAGCUGGUCAACUAUUUUCCUGGGGUUGUAAUCUUUUCGGUCAAUUAGGUUUAGGUAAUCGUGAGGAAUACGAAAUCGCUAAACCAUCAUUGAUUAAGAAAUUGGCUACCAAACAAAUCAUACAGAUCAGUUGCGGUGGUAAUCAUUGUCUUGCAUUAACAAAAAAUGGUGAAGUUUAUUCCUGGGGAUCGAAUGCAUUCGGUCAACUUGGUCUCGGUAAUUCGGGCUAUUGUCUUAGUAUGCCAAUGAUGUUGACAUCAUUACAAUGGACACCUGUACGACAGAUUACUGCCGGUGGUUCACAUUCAGCUAUAUUAUCCUGUACUGGUGCCAUUUAUGUUUGGGGCAAAAAUGAAUUCGGUCAAUUAGGCCUAAGUGAUGUUGAAAAUCGUUCUCUACCAACAUUGCAAAAAUCUCUUCGUAAUCAAAAAAUUGCUUAUAUUAAUCUUGGUGAUGAACAUUCGGCUGCAUUAACAUUUGAAGGUGGAUUAUUUACAUGGGGUGCCGGAAUGUAUGGACAAUUGGGACAUGGCCGUAAUACGAACGAAGUUCUUCCACGAAAAAUAUUCGAAUUAAUGGGUGUACGAAUCGUACAGGUUUCUUGUGGUCGUUGUCAUACAUUGGUUGUAAGCAAACAAGGACGUAUUUAUUCAUUUGGUUUAAAUGGAUCCGGUCAAUUAGGUAUCGGUAAUACAUGUUCAAAAUAUUUACCCGUAUCGAUACGUGGACCAUGGAGUGAAUUAAAUACUAAAGAUGUUAUUGUUCGUGAUAAUCAACGUUCAUUAUUAUUGUUCGAUGAAUCAGUGGAUGAGCAAGAAUUUCGUAAGACAUAUACUUCAUCGGCGAAUGAUCAAACAAUGGAUGGUAGUUCAUCAUCAUCAGCCAGUCAUCAAUCAUCCGAUUUGAUGAUGGAAAUAAAUGAAAUGGAAACCAUUGUCAGUGAAGAUGAAGAAAAGGACAUUCGUGAUAAUCAAAAUAACAAUGAUAAUUUCAUUAUUGAAGAACCUGAAGAAGACCGAUACAACAACUGUCAACAACAACAUCAACCAUGUUCACAGGCAAAAUUUAUAUGUGCAAAUGAUACUGUUUUUGAUGAAUCAAAUCUAUCAUUACAGAUUGAUGAAUAUGAAAGUGAUCCAGAUUCGGAUGAAGAAGAAGGACCUAAUCGUUUGCAAUAUAUUUGUAAAGAAAUUGUUGCUGGUAAAGGUGAUCAUAGUUUCGUCCUGACACAAUCAUAUAUGGAACAAAUUAUGCCGAAAGAUUCACGACGAUUAAGCGUUAAUGAUGAAAUUCUUAAGAUGAAAAAUCAAAUUUUCGAACAAUUUCCCAGCAUUUCAAAAGAAUCAUCAAUACCAUUAGAUAUUGUUGAUAAUAUUGAAACGAUUUUUUCAUCAUUUCCAUCAAUGAAUGCAAGUUUUUUGUGUUCACCAAGUAACGAUGACAAUGAUGGUAACAAUGCUAAUGAUAAUCGUAAUAAUCAUAAUGAUGAUGAACGAAAAAAAUUACAAAAAUUUAAACAACAAGAAAAUAUUCAUUUCGAAGAAUCGAUCAAUUUUUGUGAUGGUUGGAUCAAUUGGCAACAGGCUUUCCAUUGUUUCAAUAUGAUUGAAGAUGCACAAAAUGAACGUAUCGAUGAAUUGAUCUAUCAAUUGUUAUGUAAAAUAAUGCCUAAUAUGCCCGAUUUGACAAGUCUACAUAAACGUCGAUUAGAGUUAGAUGAUGAAAAGUAUAAGAAUGAAUUUCCUGAUAUACUCGAUGAAGAAGUGAUGCGUGUCUAUCAAAUAUUGCCAUUAUUUCAUAUGUUUCGUAUGCCAACAUAUUGUGAACGAUCACAGAAAUUGAUUACAGCUUAUGCAACAUCAUUAAAUACGUUAUCGGAACGUGGUAUUGGUUGUAUGAAAAUCCGAUGGUACUAUAUGAAUCGAAGAUUUUUCAAAAAUCUUAUUGAAAUUUUUAAGAAUAGUGUCAAACUUAAUCUAUAUGAACAAUAUAAAGAAAGUGAAAGGAAUUUAAACAAUGGUGAUCCGAAUAUACAGCUGGAAUAUAAUUCAGGUCAUGAUAUUUUCCAUCAAGCUUCGAAUUUCUUUAAUAAUUUAACAGUCCGAUCACCAGAUUCACCAUCAUCUUCAUCAACAAAACAUUUUUUCAUACCACGUAAAAUUCAUUUUAAUCUGGCCGUAUGUCUUUUUGCACUGAAACGUUUAUAUUCGGUGAACAAAUUUAGUGGAAAGAUUUCCCAUAAAGAAUUCUACAUUCAUGGUAUAAGCGAUUGGUUUGAUCUGAGAUAUGAUUAUUAUCUUUGGAAAAAUAAUCGUAUCAAAGAGCCGAAUGUAUUUUAUCUAUGCAAUUAUCCAUUCAUAUUUGAUCCACCGGCCAAGACAAUUAUUCUGAUUGCCGAUUCUGCUAUUCAACAAGAAUCGGCUGCAAAUCUAUCGAUUCGUAAGCAGAUACUUAUGUCGAUUCCGAUCGAUGGUACCAUACAGGUGAAUCCGUUCAUCGAUAUUAGUGUUCGUCGUGAUAAUAUAGUUGAAGAUACUAUUCAUCAGCUCUGCCUUUUCAGUAGAUAUGGCGAGGCAGACCUGAAAAAACCACUUCGUGUACUUUUCUCAGGUGAGGAAGCUAUUGAUGCCGGACGUGGAAUGAAAAAAGAAUUUUUCCUGCUGGUCAUGAAAGAAAUGUUGGAUCAAAAAUAUGGAAUGUUUGUUGAAUAUAAAGAAACGAAUACGAUUUGGUUUAAUCAUGUUAUGACCGAUGAAGACGAUGUUAUGUAUCGAUUAGUUGGAAUUCUUUGUGGCCUAGCCAUCUAUAAUCAGGUGAUAAUCGAUUUGCCUUUUCCAUUAACAUUGUAUAAAAAAAUUCUCAAUGAAAAUCUUGGACUCGAUGAUCUUGCCGAUUUGGAUCCGAUUUUGGCAAAAAACCUGAAAGAAAUACUCAUAUCCACUUAUAAACCAGACGAAUUUAAUGCUAUAUUUGGCGAUAUGACAUUUGUGAUUACAUUACAUACAUUUGGUUCACCCGUUGAAUAUGAACUUUGUCCAGAUGGUAAACAUCGACAAUUAACAUAUGAAAAUCGUGAAGAAUAUGUCGAAAUGUAUUGGAAAUAUUUAUUAAUUAAUUCGAUUGAAAAACAAUUCGAAUCAUUCUAUAAUGGUUUCAUGAAAGUUUUGGAUAAAGAUGUGUUACAAAUAUUUCAAGCCGAAGAAUUGAUGCAAUUAGUAGAAGGUGAAGAAUUGAUCGAUUGGAAUGAAUUUGAACGGGCAACUCAUUAUAAGGAACCAUUCAAUAGGGAUCAUCCAACUAUUCGGCUAUUCUGGAAAGUUUUUGGUUUGUUUUCCAAUGAUGAAAAACGGAAAUUUCUUAAGUUUUUGACCGGAUCUGAUCGUAUACCAAUAACUGGUGUUAAAUCAAUGGAUAUUGUUAUUCAACCAAUGAACGUAUCUGAUGAUCAUUUACCUGUGGCGCACACAUGUUUUAAUAUAUUGGAUCUUCCACUUCAUUAUGAAUCGGAAAAUUGUGAAGAAUUAAUGAGAAACAAUAUAUUGAAAGCUUGUGAAUAUUGUAUUGAAUUUGCCUUGGUCUAAAUAUUUUUAUUUAUCUAAAACAAGUUCAAAAACUAUAAAAAUAAAAUUCAUAUUGUUGUUGUUGUUGUCUCAU